GAGAAUAGCACAGAAUACGAGCCUUUCGUUGCAUAGCCUCUGGCGUCCACUACUUCAGCUUUCCCUCCAUUUGUUCUCUCUAACAAAAACAAGUAAAUUGCCUACCACUCUCUUCAUUUUCAGAUGUUAGCUUGCAACUCUUUGUCAUUACCAUCUCAUGGUAUAAGCAUCCCAAGAAAUUUUUUCAUGGGUCGGCGAAGGCUUUUGUGCUCAAUCUCUGCUCCCUCUAGUGAUUCUUCCACUGAUGAUACUUCUUCCCUACGUGUUCUCGUUCUACGAACUUUAAGAAAUUGUGCCAAAGAUUUCAAUGGAAAAGUACGUGAAAAGAGUACGCUGGUGAUGAGUAGGCGAAUGUUACUGACAAGCUCCCUCAUGUAUUUGUGUUAUCACGAUUCAACCUAUUUAUCAGCCCAAGCACUAGGCGAUUCAUCUGUCACCGUUGAAGAUGUAACUCCUCCAGUUUUUCCUUCAGGGGCACUCUUCUCUACUGAGGAAAGAAUUGUCCAACUUUUUGAGAAGAAUACAUACUCCGUCGUCAACAUUUUUGAUGUAACAUUGCGCCCUCAGCUUAAUGUCACUGGUGUAGUUGAGAUUCCAGAAGGAAAUGGGUCUGGAGUAGUCUGGGAUAAACAGGGGCACAUUGUAACAAAUUAUCAUGUGAUUGGUAAUGCCCUUUCAAGAAAUCCAAGCCCUGGACAAGUUGUUGCUCGAGUUAGUAUUCUAGCUUCAGAAGGGUUGCAAAAGGAUUUUGAGGGUAAGUUGAUUGGCGCUGAUCGUGCUAAAGACCUUGCCGUAUUGAAGGUAGAAGCCCCUGAAGAGUUGUUGAGAGCGACUAAGGUUGGGCAAUCUUCUACUGUAAGAGUUGGGCAGCAGUGUUUAGCCAUUGGGAAUCCAUUUGGCUUUGAUCAUACUCUCACUGUUGGGGUUAUUAGUGGAUUGAAUAGAGACAUCUCUAGUCAAACAGGAGUGACAAUAGGUGGUGGAAUUCAAACAGAUGCGGCCAUUAACCCUGGUAACAGUGGAGGCCCUCUACUGGACUCGAAAGGAACUUUGAUUGGGAUUAAUACGGCAAUAUUCACGCAGACAGGGACAUCAGCAGGAGUUGGCUUUGCCAUCCCAUCCUCAACUGUGCUCAAGAUUGUUCCACAAUUGAUCCAGCUUGGUAAAGUUGUUCGAGCUGGUUUAAAUGUUGAUAUUGCUCCUGAUGUGGUUGCAAAUCAGCUUAAUGUUCGGAAUGGGGCUCUUGUCCUGCUGGUUCCCGGGAAUAGCCUUGCUGCAAAGGUUGGGCUACUACCCACCACAAGGGGCUUUGCUGGAAAUAUUGUCCUUGGAGACAUCAUAAUUGCAGUUGACAACAAACCUGUUAAAAGCAAAGCAGAGUUGUACAAAGUGUUGGACGACUAUAGUGUUGGAGACAAAGUAUUAUUAAAGAUCAAGAGAGGCAGUGAGACUCUGGAACUGCCCAUUAAGCUAGAGGAAAAGAGCUCUUGAUGAAAUCUUUCAACAUUUCCUUGCUAAUUUUCUACUUCUGUGAGGAAAGACUGAUGGUCAAAAGUUUUGAGGGAGCUGGUAUAUGAUUCUAUUUCUGCGUUUCUUUCUUUUCCAGAUAUGUUCGAAUGGAAUUUUGGAUCUUAAAUUGUCCUUGGAAGCCAUAUAUGCCCAACUAUCUCCUAUACCAACUUCCAUGUAUUGAGGUUAUAUUAUAUACUUCUCCAUUAUUUUACUUUUCACAUUUGUG
Tripterygium wilfordii is the source of this 1738-nucleotide messenger RNA. RefSeq names its product protease Do-like 8, chloroplastic. The transcript is spliced from 14 exons. Gene Ontology annotation, biological process: proteolysis. The record is from RefSeq and is a predicted model, not a curated record. Bases 124 to 1491 code for a protein of 455 amino acids. Gene Ontology annotation, molecular function: protein binding; serine-type endopeptidase activity. Lineage: Eukaryota; Viridiplantae; Streptophyta; Magnoliopsida; Celastrales; Celastraceae.